Gryllus bimaculatus (two-spotted cricket) is the source of this 573-nucleotide messenger RNA. NCBI's taxonomy places the organism in Eukaryota, Metazoa, Arthropoda, Insecta, Orthoptera, Gryllidae. The record is from the annotation of a GenBank genome assembly.
AUGACUAACAAAGAAUAUUACGGAUAUCGGUCACUGAAAGAUAUAAAUGCAAGGAUGUUGGUGAUGCCUUACGCUGGAGACAAAUUCUGCCUGGUGAUUAUUCUGCCCAAAGCAAUUGACGGAAUCUACGAAGUGGAAGAAAAGAUGUCUAAGACAAAUCUAAUGAAGGAGCUUCAAUUAGUAACGCACCCGGAAGUGGAAGUGUUUUUGCCGCGCUUCAAAAUCGAAAGCAAGCUCGAUCUGACAAACGACCUCAAGAGCCUUGGAAUAGUCUCUCUGUUCGACCCUGAGAUCUCCGAUUUCUCAGGACUGAUCAAAACGAAAGGCCUGUACUUGAACAAAGUCGUGCAGAAAACGGUCAUAGACGUCAACGACGAGAGCGGCUUUCUGGGCCACAGCAUCUUGACGGCGCCGAAGCGCAUUAGCACGGAGCAGCGGAGGUUCAAAGUCGACCACCCGUUUUUGUUUUAUGUUGUGAACACCGAGUGGCAGAACGUGCUGUACGUCGGGAGAUACAAAAUGCCUGAGGGUCCUGGAUGCACCAUGUCGUCAUCUUUCAGCUUCAGGGGGUAG